Aspergillus terreus NIH2624 is the source of this 1740-nucleotide messenger RNA. Its product is annotated as enhancer of polycomb-like protein 1. Gene Ontology annotation, biological process: regulation of transcription by RNA polymerase II. Gene Ontology annotation, cellular component: piccolo histone acetyltransferase complex. NCBI's taxonomy places the organism in Eukaryota, Fungi, Ascomycota, Eurotiomycetes, Eurotiales, Aspergillaceae. Bases 1 to 1740 code for a protein of 579 amino acids. The record is from RefSeq and is a predicted model, not a curated record. The transcript has 4 exons.
AUGACUAGGUACGGGGGUAUGGGGAGGACGCGCCCAAAAAAGCUCACCUCCAAGGCCUCGAUCCCUAUCGUUCGGGAACAUGAGAUCGACAUCAUCGACGACGAGGUCCAGAAUGCCCUCCAACAGAUCGAAACUGGUGUUGAGAAGGCGGAAGAAUCGGAAUUCCAUCUGCAAGCCGCCAUAAGUGCCUCGGCGCAGGGGAAAAUAAAUGAAGCUCACAUUCCCACUCCGGAGACCGUCCUCAGUAACCUGCGAUAUGACAAGCUCUAUCCACCCACCUUCUCACAACCCGCAACGUACAUCCGCUUCUCCUCCACUGUGGAGGACUGCUGCGGAUGUCCGUAUAACAUGACCGAGGAAGAUGACGUCUUCCUCAAGAUCAUGAACCAGAAGCGGGACCCUGCCAAUCGCUGCACGGAAGACCAGUUCGAAGAGGUCAUGAACUUUUUCGAGGAGACGGCGCAGACAAAACAACCGUUUGCUGCCGUAGAUAAUCCUCCAGUUUUGAGCUUUGACGACAUGCAGGAGUCCAUGGAUGCAGCCGUAGAGGAGUCUGUAAAGCGAUUCGCCAAGGACGUAUAUGAGCAUUGGAAGUCGCGAAGGAUCACCACCGGGAACCGAUCAUUGAUGCCAAGUCUCAAGUUCGAGACGGGACAAGACACCGAUGAUUCCGACCCAUAUGUUUGCUUCCGUAGGCGCGAGGUCCGGCAGAUCCGGAAGACUCGUGGCAGAGAUGCUCAGAGUGCCGAAAAGUUGAGGCGGCUGAGGAAGGAGCUCGAAGAUGCCCGGCAACUUGUCGCCUUGGUGCGCCAGCGUGAGUUGGCUCGAAAGGAGAUGCUUGCCAUUGAGCGGCAGGUCUUCUUGCAACGGUCCGAAGUCAAGGAGAUGAAGAGAAAACUCAACAUCAAGGACGACGACGAGGACCUCAUCAACCAGAAGCCAAAGAAGAAGCCGACAGAGGCACCUGCUGCCCAGCGGCCAGCGGCCACUCAACUGCGUAUGCCCCAAAAGCCGGGUACGCAGACCACGGAGGAUUUGCAGCUGUUGGAAGAUGUGCAGGCGGAGAAGGAAAACGCCAUCCUGCGCGACAUCAAGCAGAACAUCACCAAGCAUAUCAACUGGAACGAGGGCUAUGUGGACUUCACGAGAGCACCGCUCUCACCCUCGCCCGAAAGAACGUUCGAGGGUGCCUUCCGGCCGGCAAUCACGACACAAUUGCCAACACCUCCCUCGUCGGAUUCAUCCGAAAACAUGCUGGACUCAGCUUUAGAUACCACCAGUGCACUCUCGCUCCGAGACAAGCUAGCCUCUCACGCCAUGGACUUGAGCGAUGACACCAGCCGAAUGCCCUCAUUUAGAAGACGUAUUGGACGGGGCGGUCGUCUGUGGAUCGAUCGUCGGAACCUCGCGUCGCGUUGUAAAGUGGAAAUGGAUCCGUGGAAGGCCGAUCGGUUCAAGUAUGAUCAAGAGGAUUCGGACGAGGAGCUCCAAUAUGAGCGCGAUCAGUUCGACAUCCAGAUCAUGCAACAUCGGGCCAUCAUGGCGGCCAAGGCUCGAGAUCAAGCGGCCGCGGCUGCCCAAGCCCAUGCGCAGGCGCAGGCGGCACAAGCCACGGCACAGGCGCAAGCGCUGCGACGAUUGCAGGCCGACCAAACGACCAAUAAUCCACCGUCCAAUGCGGGGCAGACAAUGGGGUCUAACCCCGGGCCUGGUGCCGUUGCCCCAACCGCUGAGACCUAG